This is a messenger RNA of Drosophila kikkawai, 783 nucleotides long. NCBI's taxonomy places the organism in Eukaryota, Metazoa, Arthropoda, Insecta, Diptera, Drosophilidae. The record is from RefSeq and is a predicted model, not a curated record.
AUGCUGUGCCAGCCCUACCUACACUGUCAUCACCUCCUGCUGCUGCUGGUCAUGCCUCAUAUCCUGGCCAGUCCUGUUUCCAGUCCAGAGAUAGCCAGCAAGGGGGCCAAGUCACCGAAUAGUGUGCAACAGCAGCAGCAGCAACAACAGCUGCAACAGGAGGCUCACCUGAACUCGCUGAGUGCCUAUGCCAGCAGUGGCUAUGACAUGAACGCCCAGAACCAACUGCAGCAGGAUGCUGUUGGCUCCUUCAAGCCCUCCUACAAAAUGCCCGAAAUGGAGACCAAUUUCACGCCCAUGCAAACUCCCGGAACACCGAGUGUGGCCAGUCUACCCUCCACACCCAUGCUGAUGCAGUAUCUGCCCGCCCAAACCCUUCAAGAUGGCAGUGGCAAUGCCGUGCAGUAUCUACAGCUGAUCCCCACCAGACCCAUUAUAGUGCCCAUAUCGCCGUAUCUUUCUGCUGCUGCAGCAGCAGCAACUGGUUCGGGAAAUCCAAAUCUCUCGGCCGGCGGACAGCCAGACUUUGGCGGCCGGACAGCUGCUGUGCUGAGUGCUCUGCCGCCGAAUUAUGGUGCCAUUCAGGGUUAUGCCACAGCCCUGAGUCCCGCCCUGAGUCCCGCCUUUCGGAGUAACUAUCGAAUCAAUAGGGAGGCCAAGGAUAAGCACUUUCCGCCAGCCUUUUCGCUCAAUCUGAAUGAGUAUCUGCCGGGUAGCUCCAUGGGCUUGGGCCACGAUGCCAUCAACAAUGGACCGCAUUUGUAUCUGAGGGCCAGGUCCUAG